Halichondria panicea is the source of this 2394-nucleotide messenger RNA. Its product is annotated as mucin-2-like. NCBI's taxonomy places the organism in Eukaryota, Metazoa, Porifera, Demospongiae, Suberitida, Halichondriidae. The transcript is spliced from 10 exons. Bases 118 to 2235 code for a protein of 705 amino acids. The record is from RefSeq and is a predicted model, not a curated record.
UUUAUACUUCUACCCACAUCCUAUACUGCACUGGCUGGAGCAGUAUAAAAUCAGCUCUUAUUCCCUCAUACUACUAUACAGACAAGGAGUUAGUUUCUCAAGAAGCAAGAUAAAGUGAUGCUUGUUGGGUUACUCACCACGCUAGCCUUGUUAGGUACUGUACCUCGAGUGUUUGUUGAAUGUCAGUUGGAGUGUUUUAGCGAGUGCGGCACUGCUGCCUUCACUCUGGGUAUCAACACUGACAUCAGUGACUGCUGUAACAACGGGGGCGGAGCUUUUAUUGACCUGCAGAACGAGCAAGUAGGCUGCCAGACAUGCAUCGACGUAGGGACUCUGGGACCUUCCGUGCAAACUUCCGUCGUCGUUACAGGUAGUGAUGCUUCACUGACAUGCACUGCGAACAGUAUCACGAGUCCCACUAACUUCAACGCAAACCUGCAAUGGGUCGGACCUGAUGGGUCAGUCCUCAGGCAGAUGGAUGCAGUCACUUCUCUCGUUUUGGAGCUAACACCUGUUACUGACUUUGGUGAUUAUGUAUGUGUAGCCACUCUGACCUCACCUAUGUUUCCUGGAAUCACUUCCACAGUGUCGGCUGUUGCCUCCGUCAAUGCUGGCGAAGAGACCAGGGAGACCAUCCAGGAACCUAUGACACCACCCACGGCUGGUUCCCCCUACUCUCUCACCUGCACUAUUAAUGUGGCCGGGGCAGACAUUGAGUGGACAGGACCCGACGGAAAUCCUCUUGUUUCUACUACACGUAUUGAUGUGGGGGCAUCUCAAACUUCCGGCCAGACCACCAACAGUACUGUGACCUUUAACCCCGUUAUUACGGGCGACACGGGUCGUUACACGUGUAGAGACGCCAAUGGACAAAGUUCAACCACCGUCAUAGUCGACAUCCCAUUGCCACCCAUCACCAUCUCUGGAGUGGACAUGCCACCUGUCAUUGGCGAGGACUACAAUCCUGUGUGUGAGGCGUCAGUGCCGGAGGGUCUCACGGGAAGCGUCACUGUGACCUGGUUUAACAUGAAUGGAAUGGCCGUUGCCACUACAACUUCGGAUACUACAGCCUCUGCAACUUUGCCUCUAAUUGGAUUUUCAGGAUCUGAUUUUGGCACUUACAGGUGUAUGGUCACGGUUGAAUCCACCUCUCUGGCAACACCCAUUGGCUCUACCACUACUCUGGAGAUCAGCCAAGAUAGUGUCAUUGUAUCUCCCCCUGAUCGUAUGGCCACCCUACCCCCUCCAACUCUACCCAUUGAAGGAACUGAUGGCACUGAUGCCCCUGCAACUGACCCAAUAACGACUAAUCCUCCAACAAACCCUCCAAUAACGACUAAUCCUCCAACAAACCCCCCAAUAACGACUAAUCCUCCAACAAUUCCCCCAAUAACGACUAAUCCUCCAACGAACCCCCCAAUAACGACUAAUCCUCCAACAAACCCCCCAAUAACGACUAAUCCUCCAACGAACCCCCCAAUAACGACUAAUCCUCCAACGAACCCUCCAAUAACGACUAAUCCUCCAACGAACCCCCCAACUGACCCUCCAACAAACCCCCCAGUAACUACUCCUCCAACGAACCCCCCAACUGACCCUCCAACGAACCCCCCAACUGACCCCCCUGCAACUAAUCCCCCUGCGACUACAUCCCCUCCAGUAAUGACUGCUCCGCCCACUACUGCCCCGCCCCCUUGUCCUGGCGGCUGUCAUCCUGACGCCAGCUGUGUCAACAAUGUGUGCACAUGUAACAACAAUUUCCUUGGCAACGGUAUCGACUGCUGCAUUCUUGAGACAGAAGUGAUAGCAAUCGUGGACGCAGGGGUGGGAGCAGAUGCUACUAGAUCAGGUUCAAGACGACCUGGUCGUUCUGCCAAGCAUAGCAGGAGCUCCUCUUCUAGUAGCAGCUCUAGUAGCUCUAGUAGCUCUAGUAGCUCUAGUAGCUCUAGUAGCUCUAGUAGCUCUAGUAGCUCCUCCUCAUCCUCAUCCUCCUCCUCCUCCUCCGAUAUUGUCGAAGAGGAGUUACCCACAGUUGACCCGGCCUGUAUGGAAGUGUUGACCAACUUUUGUGAGCAAUGCCUAGAGAACGGUACCUGUGCUAGAAUCAGAUCUCGGAGAAGAGGGAAAUCCCGUCGUAAGAGUAAAAGUAGAAGCCACUCUCACUCUCGUUCAAAAACCUCAGACUCCUCCCACUCAGGCUCCCCACUCACAGGCUGUAGAGCCAUCCUCGGAUAAUUGGUCGGCCAGUUAGGACAAGGACUAUUCCUAAUAAACUGAUGAACCCAUAAACUCUAGAAAAAAUAGAGUAGAUAUUGAAUUAUAGUGCCAAAUUUUUGUAUGACCCUUUCAACUGUGUGCAUUGAUCAUUACUUCUCGGCAUGUCUGCCAAGUUUG